Molecule: messenger RNA, 997 nt
Organism: Candoia aspera
Lineage: Eukaryota; Metazoa; Chordata; Lepidosauria; Squamata; Candoiidae
Gene: REC114
Product: REC114 meiotic recombination protein
Exons: 6
Coding region: 28-825 (265 amino acids)
Source: RefSeq, a predicted model, not a curated record
UUCUCUGAAGAAAUUGUAGCCUAGGAAAUGGCAACAGGGAGUAAUAAUGGUCAUAUACUUAAUACGUGUGAUCCAUCAUGGUCUGAAGUAGAUCAUCCACUGCUAGGCCAAGUAACAGAAGAAUCACGGGACACUUCCUGCCUCAAUGCUGUAGAGUGGCCACUGCGGCGUUAUGGCCGAUUUAUGCCCGAAGCUUUGGGCACUGCUUCAGGCUCUUGGAAGGUUUUGGAGUCAAAUGAACAAUCUGGCUUUCUUGUUCUCAGUAUAGUUAUUUCAGGCCAUUUCUUCAUUUCCAGAGGAAAAGAGGUACUGGAAGGAUUUUCAUUAAUUGGUGCUUCUCAGUGGCUAAAGGUAGCACAAAAGGCAGAUUGCAUGUUAGUCAGUUCAAAAUUAAAGAGCAAACAUCGUAUGUUUCGUAUACAGUUUACUGGCGAUUCCAAAACUCAGGCAGAAGAACACUGCCAUAACUGUUUGCAGAAACUAGCUGAGUAUAUUCCAAUUCAAGUAACAGGUGCAGUAAGACAGGAACCACACCAAGGCCACAGUCUGCUUCUCACUGAUGAAAGUCAGCUGAAAGAUGCAGAACAAAAUGUACCAGUACAACACACUGUUGUAAAUCUACCUCCAACACAUGGAACAAUGUCUGCAGCACAGCUAGGACAGUACAUUCUGAUGUCAGAUGUUCAACUUCCUCUUGCAUAUCAACAAUCCACAUGGAGUGCUGAAGGUUUAAGUAGCUUUAUUCGCUUGUGCCUAUUGGAUCAACACUUCCCAGCAUUUGUGGAAGAAGUAGAGAAACAGCUAAAAAAAAUUAUAGAAGGCUAGAAACCAAAAUAUUUAAAAUGUAGUAAUAAAAAGAUCAACCAUAGUAUUGCUGACUGUCUGUUUCUGCAGUCAACUUACUAUAUAUUCCUUACCUCCUUAAUUUGCAUUAAGAUUUGAAUAUGUGUUAUGCUAGCUCUUACAAGCCAAAAAGGCUAUAUUAUGCUCUAUUUUA